Messenger RNA from Portunus trituberculatus (swimming crab), 2007 nucleotides. RefSeq names its product aquaporin-11-like. The coding region runs from base 163 to 969 and encodes 268 amino acids. The transcript is spliced from 5 exons. Gene Ontology annotation, molecular function: channel activity. The record is from RefSeq and is a predicted model, not a curated record. Gene Ontology annotation, cellular component: cytoplasm. Lineage: Eukaryota; Metazoa; Arthropoda; Malacostraca; Decapoda; Portunidae.
AGUCGUGUUUGUUGGCAAGGUGUAACUCAUUGACAUAAGAAGAGUAACGCUUGAGAACCUUCACGGGGAGGAUACUAUAUUACAACAAUAAGUAAUUGUAUUACUGUAAUAACAAGAGAAGAACUCGUGCCAAGCCUCUCAUCAGCUGAUCCACUUGUCAACAUGGAUCACGGUGAAAUGGAUCCGAACAUGUCCAUAUUGGUGUCAUCGCUCACCAUUGCGACGCAGAUGGCGUUGUCGCACGUCAUCCGCGGCCGCCUCAGCGAGAUGCUUGAGAGUGAGAUGUUGAAGGGCUGUUUGCUGGAGCUGAUCGCCGCCGCCGAAAUGUGUGGCACUUGCUAUGAGCUCAUUAUCAUCGCUGAUAAUUACGGCGUGUGGGCGUACGGCGUGUACCUCUUCCUCAUGACCAUCUGGUGGGGCCAGUCAUGGGGCUCGGCGACCGCCUGCCCCUACAGCCUGUUGGAGGAAUACGUGGAGCAAGGAUCCAACCCAGUCCACGUGGUGCUCAAGAUUAUAUCACAGGUCAUUGGCGGCAUCGUCUCCUUCAGGUGGGUGAAGCGGCUGUGGAUGAUGGAGCUGGCGGCCACGCACGUGGGGAGAGGUAUCGAUGACUGCUCGGCUGACCUGCAGGUACCUGUAAUAUUUGGUUUCCUGAUCGAGGCUCUGCUCACCUGCGCCUGUCGACUCUUCUCAAGAGCUCUGGGUGAACUUGAGCCCAAGUUUGCUUCUGCUAUCGACUCAUUCUUUGCCACCUCCAUGGUGAUCCUCGCUUUCGACUACUCUGGCGGCUACUUCAACCCUGUGCUGGCGACAGGCCUCAAAUGGAACUGCCAGGGCCACACUAACGCCGAGCACAUCGUGGUGUACUGGGCCGGCUCCAUCUUGGGUGCUAUGCUAUCACUGCGACUCUGGACCGUUCCCUCGGUCAAGAGUACUAUUGUCACACCCUUCAAACCCAAGCAGGAAUGAACAAGCAAUGGAAAGAACGUUUCGCAAACUUUUCCUGCACGAGUUAUUCUUGGUCGGCGCACAGAAAACACACUGAUGUAUUACUUCACUUUCAGGAAGAGGACCAGCGGCAAGCCCUUCCCCUUCCAAUACCUCCCACUGCUGCCCCCGUACUCCGCAGCGGAUGGCGCUCUCAGGAGUCCCGCCUGGCUUAGGUUGUCUCAACAACUUGAUAAACCAGCACACACAAAGUAAACCGUUCGAAUUCAUAGACUUUCCUGCACAAUAUCUUCCCCAUGGGUGAAACAGACUGAAGGCGUCGUUAUCGCACAUCCCUAACUACCUCUCAUCUCCCCUAACACACACCAAUUUAAGAGUUGUGAGUUUCCAAAGCACUUCCAUUUAAUUUGAAACUCCAGCUUGCUGUCUUCUCUUUAUUUGCUGUCAUACUUUAGUGCAGAUCUGUUUAGGAUGUAGAAUCAAAUUUUUCAAAGCACUGCAUGGAAUUCGAAUUUCAAGCCUCCUGCCCUCUUCUUAUAUUUUCGUAUCUUCCCAGAAUGUAGUUUUGUGUAGAAUAUAUAGCCAGCUUCUCAGGGCAGGAAGCACCAUGAAGGAAGACGCCAUUCACCCAUCACAGCGAAACAAAGACUUUUGGGUGUACGUAGAUAGUAUUUCCAGCACUGGCCACCGUCACCAAGGUUGUACAGGAUUCGCUCGACUAGAACAGUUAUUGCAGUGUUGAUAGUUGACAGUAGAUAAAACAAAAGUUAACUUUUUUUUUAAUUGUGUGUGUGUGUGUGUGUGUGUGUGUGUGUGUGUGUGUGUGUGUGUGUGUGUGUGUGUGUGUGUGUGUGUGUGAAAUAGACUUUUGCAUAGUUUAGUUCACCCUUUGCUCAAUUAUUGUUUAUUGUACACCAGAAAUGCAAUGCUUCCUUCCGUGCCUUCAAUGAGUGUAAUGGAAAAUUCACAUCACUUAUGAGACAACAUUUGUUAUUUUAAGGAUAUUUAUUGAUACUCUCGAGUUGAAUAAUUCUAAGCAUUCAGUCAAAGCGAAAGUAA